UCCCGGCGCUCGCGGGCCGUGCGCUCGCGCUCGCCCUCGGCUCCGGUUCCGCGCCUGGAGCCAGCAGCAGCGGCGGCGGCGGCGGCGGCGCAGCGGGAGCGGAGCUGGCUGCACUCGUGGGCUGGCGCUCCGCAAUGAGACAGUAGCUGCAUCCCCGCGUGCACUGCUGUAGGGUAACAUCUGGACGGAAUUGAGGCUCCUCUGGUGCUUGGAUGUCCCUAAGUUCCUGGAUCAGCUUGUUGAAGACUGUAUUGCUGCUUGAAGCUUCUCACUCCUCAGGAUCUUUUCAGGGAAACUGAAACUGAAUAAACUGAGAAUUUAGAUGCUCUAAGUGAAACCCAUCAAGUCAUCUAUGAAAAUGGUGGCCCUGUCCUUAAAGAUCUGUGUCCGCCACUGCAAUGUGGUGAAGACCAUGCAGUUUGAGCCGUCUACAGCUGUGUAUGAUGCCUGUCGAGUCAUUCGGGAGAGAGUACCAGAGGCACAGACUGGGCAAGCUUCUGACUAUGGGCUGUUCCUCUCUGAUGAAGACCCUAGGAAAGGGAUUUGGCUAGAAGCAGGUCGGACACUGGAUUACUACAUGUUGCGGAAUGGGGACAUUCUGGAGUAUAAGAAGAAACAGAGGCCUCAGAAAAUCCGCAUGUUGGAUGGCUCUGUGAAGACGGUGAUGGUGGAUGACUCCAAGACGGUGGGGGAGCUCCUGGUCACGAUCUGCAGCAGGAUAGGAAUAACAAAUUAUGAAGAAUACUCUUUAAUCCAAGAAACCAUUGAAGAAAAGAAAGAAGAAGGGACAGGCACACUAAAAAAAGACAGGACGUUGUUACGGGAUGAGAGGAAGAUGGAGAAGCUGAAGGCCAAGCUGCACACAGAUGAUGACUUAAAUUGGCUAGAUCACAGCCGGACAUUCAGAGAGCAAGGUGUGGAUGAAAAUGAGACGUUGCUGCUUCGACGGAAGUUCUUUUACUCUGAUCAAAAUGUGGACUCGAGAGACCCGGUGCAGUUGAACUUGCUUUAUGUCCAGGCUCGGGAUGACAUCCUGAACGGCUCUCACCCUGUCUCCUUUGAGAAGGCAUGCGAGUUUGGUGGGUUCCAAGCACAGAUACAGUUUGGACCUCAUGUGGAACAUAAACACAAACCUGGAUUCUUAGAUCUAAAGGAAUUCCUGCCAAAAGAGUACAUCAAGCAGAGAGGAGCCGAGAAGCGAAUAUUUCAGGAACAUAAAAACUGUGGAGAGAUGAGUGAAAUAGAAGCCAAAGUGAAGUACGUCAAACUUGCCCGGUCCCUCCGGACGUAUGGGGUGUCCUUUUUCCUAGUGAAGGAAAAAAUGAAAGGCAAGAACAAGUUGGUUCCCCGCCUCCUGGGCAUCACCAAGGACUCCGUCAUGCGUGUGGACGAGAAGACCAAGGAGGUGCUUCAGGAGUGGCCGCUCACCACAGUCAAGCGCUGGGCAGCUUCACCUAAGAGCUUCACACUGGAUUUUGGGGAGUACCAAGAAAGCUACUAUUCAGUACAAACCACAGAGGGGGAGCAAAUAUCCCAGCUGAUUGCAGGAUACAUUGACAUCAUCCUCAAAAAGAAACAAAGCAAAGACAGAUUUGGGCUGGAAGGGGAUGAGGAGUCAACUAUGUUGGAAGAGUCAGUUUCCCCAAAAAAAUCUACCAUCCUACAGCAGCAGUUCAACCGGACUGGGAAGGCAGAGCAUGGCUCGGUGGCACUGCCAGCUGUCAUGCGCUCUGGCUCCAGUGGGCCCGAGACCUUCAAUGUUGGCAGCAUGCCAUCACCACAGCAGCAGGUCAUGGUCGGACAGAUGCACCGAGGACACAUGCCUCCGCUGACUUCAGCACAGCAAGCCCUGAUGGGGACCAUCAACACAAGCAUGCACGCUGUCCAGCAGGCUCAGGAUGACCUCAGCGAGCUCGACUCACUGCCACCUCUCGGCCAAGAUAUGGCAUCUAGGGUAUGGGUUCAGAACAAAGUGGAUGAAUCCAAGCAUGAAAUCCACUCUCAAGUUGAUGCUAUCACAGCUGGGACAGCUUCAGUUGUCAAUCUCACGGCUGGUGACCCCGCCGACACUGACUACACAGCUGUGGGCUGUGCAAUCACUACAAUUUCUUCCAACCUGACCGAAAUGUCCAAGGGGGUCAAGCUGCUGGCAGCCCUCAUGGACGAUGAUGUGGGCAGUGGGGAGGACCUUCUCAGAGCUGCCAGGACCCUCGCCGGGGCCGUGUCUGAUUUGCUGAAGGCUGUGCAGCCUACUUCUGGAGAGCCUCGACAGACUGUUUUGACUGCUGCCGGAAGCAUUGGCCAAGCCAGUGGAGAUCUCCUGAGACAGAUCGGAGAGAACGAGACAGAUGAGAGAUUCCAAGAUGUUUUAAUGAGUCUAGCUAAAGCUGUUGCCAACGCUGCUGCCAUGUUAGUACUCAAGGCGAAGAAUGUGGCCCAGGUGGCUGAAGACACCGUCCUACAGAACAGGGUGAUCGCUGCAGCCACCCAGUGUGCCCUCUCCACCUCACAGCUUGUGGCAUGUGCUAAGGUGGUGAGCCCCACCAUCAGCUCUCCUGUGUGCCAGGAGCAACUGAUCGAAGCUGGGAAGCUGGUGGACCGCUCUGUGGAAAACUGUGUCCGUGCCUGCCAGGCAGCCACCGGUGAUAGUGAGCUCCUGAAACAGGUCAGCGCAGCGGCCAGCGUGGUCAGCCAGGCCCUGCACGACCUCCUGCAGCAUGUGCGGCAGUUCGCCAGCCGAGGCGAGCCCAUUGGCCGCUAUGACCAGGCCACCGACACCAUCAUGUGUGUCACAGAGAGUAUCUUCAGUUCCAUGGGCGAUGCUGGUGAGAUGGUGCGCCAAGCCCGGGUGCUGGCCCAGGCCACGUCAGAUCUCGUCAAUGCCAUGAGGUCAGAUGCGGAGGCUGAGAUUGACAUGGAGAAUUCCAAGAAGCUCCUGGCAGCCGCAAAGCUAUUGGCUGACUCUACUGCCCGCAUGGUGGAAGCGGCAAAGGGGGCUGCAGCCAACCCAGAGAAUGAAGACCAGCAACAAAGGCUGAGAGAAGCUGCCGAGGGUCUCCGAGUAGCAACCAAUGCCGCUGCACAGAAUGCUAUUAAGAAAAAAAUCGUCAACCGGCUGGAGGUUGCAGCCAAGCAGGCUGCAGCUGCUGCCACACAGACCAUCGCAGCCUCUCAGAAUGCAGCCAUCUCCAACAAGAACCCCUCAGCCCAGCAGCAGCUGGUCCAGAGCUGCAAGGCGGUGGCUGAUCACAUCCCUCAGCUAGUACAGGGUGUGAGAGGGAGCCAAGCGCAAGCAGAAGACCUCAGCGCCCAGCUGGCUCUCAUCAUCUCUAGCCAGAACUUCCUGCAGCCUGGAAGCAAGAUGGUGUCCUCUGCUAAGGCAGCAGUGCCCACUGUGAGUGACCAGGCUGCAGCCAUGCAACUGAGCCAGUGUGCCAAGAACCUGGCGACCAGCCUGGCUGAGCUGCGCACCGCCUCACAGAAGGCCCACGAAGCCUGUGGCCCCAUGGAAAUCGAUUCUGCACUGAACACAGUGCAGACUCUCAGGAAUGAGCUGCAGGAUGCCAAGAUGGCCGCUGCAGAAAGUCAACUGAAACCACUUCCAGGAGAAACACUAGAAAAGUGCGCUCAGGACCUGGGAAGCACCUCUAAGGGAGUGGGCUCCUCCAUGGCGCAGCUCCUGACCUGCGCCGCUCAAGGCAAUGAGCACUACACAGGUGUGGCAGCUAGAGAAACAGCCCAGGCUCUGAAAACAUUGGCCCAGGCCGCCCGGGGAGUGGCUGCAUCCACAAAUGAUCCUGAGGCUGCUCAUGCCAUGUUAGACUCUGCUCGGGAUGUGAUGGAGGGCUCGGCCAUGCUCAUCCAGGAAGCCAAGCAGGCCUUAAUUGCACCUGGAGAUACAGAAAGUCAGCAGAGAUUAGCCCAGGUGGCCAAAGCUGUGUCUCACUCACUGAAUAACUGCGUGAAUUGCCUCCCUGGACAGAAGGAUGUGGAUGUCGCCUUGAAGAGCAUCGGGGAGUCCAGCAAGAAGCUACUUGUAGAUUCGCUACCUCCGAGCACAAAGCCUUUCCAGGAAGCCCAGAGUGAGCUGAACCAGGCUGCUGCUGAUCUGAACCAGUCUGCUGGGGAAGUCGUCCAUGCCACAAGGGGCCAGAGUGGGGAGCUGGCAGCCGCUUCUGGAAAGUUCAGUGAUGACUUUGACGAGUUCCUGGAUGCUGGCAUUGAGAUGGCUGGCCAGGCCCAGACGAAAGAAGACCAGAUGCAAGUGAUAGGGAACCUGAAGAAUAUCUCUAUGGCAUCCAGCAAGCUCCUGUUAGCCGCCAAGUCUCUCUCUGUGGAUCCUGGAGCUCCCAACGCCAAGAAUCUUCUGGCUGCAGCUGCAAGAGCUGUGACGGAGAGCAUCAAUCAGCUCAUCAUGUUGUGCACUCAGCAGGCCCCUGGGCAGAAGGAGUGUGACAAUGCCCUGCGUGAGCUCGAGACUGUCAAGGGGAUGUUAGAAAACCCGAAUGAACCCGUAAGCGACCUCUCUUACUUUGACUGCAUUGAGAGUGUGAUGGAAAACUCCAAGGUUCUGGGCGAGUCAAUGGCAGGGAUUUCACAGAACGCUAAGACUGGAGACCUCCCUGCCUUCGGAGAAUGUGUGGGGAUUGCAUCCAAGGCUCUCUGUGGGCUGACAGAGGCAGCGGCCCAGGCUGCGUACCUGGUUGGCAUCUCUGAUCCAAACAGCCAGGCAGGCCACCAAGGCCUGGUGGACCCCAUCCAGUUUGCCAGGGCUAACCAGGCGAUCCAGAUGGCAUGUCAGAACUUGGUGGAUCCUGGCAGCAGCCCAUCACAGGUUCUGUCAGCUGCCACCAUUGUUGCCAAGCACACCUCAGCCUUAUGCAAUGCCUGCCGCAUUGCCUCAUCCAAGACGGCCAACCCUGUUGCCAAGAGGCACUUCGUCCAGUCAGCCAAGGAGGUUGCCAACAGCACUGCCAACCUGGUCAAGACCAUCAAGGCCCUGGAUGGGGAUUUCUCUGAAGACAACCGCAAUAAGUGUCGAAUUGCUACCACGCCCUUGAUCGAGGCUGUGGAGAACCUGACAGCAUUUGCCUCAAACCCGGAGUUUGCCAGCAUUCCUGCACAGAUCAGCUCUGAGGGCUCCCAGGCACAGGAACCAAUCCUGGUCUCAGCCAAGACCAUGCUGGAGAGCUCAUCGUACCUCAUCCGCACCGCACGCUCUCUGGCCAUCAACCCCAAAGAUCCACCCACCUGGUCCGUGUUGGCUGGACACUCCCAUACUGUGUCUGACUCCAUUAAGAGCCUCAUCACGUCUAUCAGGGACAAAGCCCCAGGGCAGAGGGAAUGUGACUACUCCAUUGAUGGCAUCAACCGGUGCAUCAGGGACAUCGAGCAGGCCUCCCUGGCUGCGGUCAGCCAGAGCCUGGCCACGAGGGAUGACAUCUCUGUGGAGGCCCUCCAGGAGCAGCUGACCUCGGUGGUCCAGGAAAUCGGGCAUCUUAUUGAUCCCAUCGCUACAGCAGCCCGAGGAGAAGCUGCCCAACUUGGACAUAAGGUGACACAGCUGGCAAGCUACUUUGAGCCCUUGAUCUUAGCUGCAGUUGGUGUCGCCUCCAAGAUGCUGGACCAUCAACAACAGAUGACAGUACUGGACCAGACCAAGACUCUUGCAGAGUCUGCCCUGCAGAUGCUGUAUGCAGCCAAAGAAGGUGGAGGAAAUCCCAAGGCACAGCACACCCACGACGCCAUCACAGAGGCUGCGCAGCUGAUGAAGGAAGCUGUAGAUGACAUUAUGGUGACACUGAAUGAAGCUGCCAGUGAGGUGGGGCUAGUGGGAGGCAUGGUGGAUGCCAUCGCAGAGGCCAUGAGCAAGCUGGAUGAAGGCACACCUCCAGAACCAAAGGGAACAUUUGUUGACUACCAGACGACUGUGGUUAAAUACUCCAAAGCCAUUGCCGUCACAGCUCAGGAAAUGAUGACUAAGUCGGUUACUAACCCGGAGGAGUUGGGAGGCCUGGCUUCACAAAUGACCACUGACUAUGGGCACCUGGCUCUCCAGGGCCAGAUGGCAGCAGCCACCGCCGAACCAGAGGAGAUUGGAUUCCAGAUUCGCACACGUGUGCAGGACCUUGGCCAUGGCUGUAUCUUCCUGGUACAGAAGGCAGGGGCCCUGCAGGUGUGCCCCACAGACAGCUACACCAAGAGGGAGCUAAUCGAGUGUGCCCGCUCCGUCACUGAGAAGGUGUCCUUGGUGCUGUCCGCUCUCCAGGCUGGGAACAAGGGGACCCAGGCAUGCAUCACGGCUGCUACUGCAGUUUCUGGAAUCAUCGCCGAUCUGGAUACCACCAUUAUGUUUGCAACAGCUGGGACACUGAAUGCAGAAAACGGCGAGACCUUUGCCGAUCACAGGGAGAACAUUCUGAAGACAGCCAAGGCCUUGGUGGAAGACACAAAGCUGCUCGUGUCAGGGGCUGCAUCCACUCCAGACAAGCUGGCCCAGGCAGCUCAGUCCUCAGCAGCCACCAUCACCCAGCUUGCCGAGGUGGUCAAGCUGGGGGCCGCCAGCCUGGGCUCCAAUGACCCCGAGACCCAGGUGGUACUGAUAAAUGCCAUCAAAGAUGUGGCCAAGGCCCUUUCCGAUCUCAUUGGUGCUACCAAGGGAGCUGCCAGCAAGCCGGCUGAUGACCCCUCCAUGUACCAGCUCAAAGGAGCCGCCAAGGUGAUGGUGACCAAUGUCACCUCCCUUCUUAAGACUGUGAAGGCAGUGGAAGAUGAGGCCACCCGGGGCACAAGGGCACUUGAGGCCACCAUCGAGUACAUAAAACAGGAGCUCACAGUGUUCCAGUCAAAAGACAUACCUGAGAAGACAUCAUCACCCGAGGAAUCAAUAAGAAUGACGAAAGGCAUCACCAUGGCAACAGCCAAAGCCGUGGCAGCUGGGAACUCAUGUAGACAGGAAGAUGUGAUUGCAACCGCCAAUCUGAGCAGGAAGGCUGUCUCAGAUAUGUUGAUAGCUUGCAAGCAAGCAUCCUUCUACCCUGAUGUCAGUGAAGAGGUACGAACCAGAGCCUUGCGGUAUGGCACAGAAUGCACUUUGGGCUACCUGGACCUACUAGAACAUGUCUUGGUGAUCCUUCAAAAGCCAACCCCAGAACUCAAGCAUCAGCUGGCCGCUUUCUCCAAGAGAGUUGCUGGAGCUGUGACGGAGCUCAUCCAGGCAGCAGAAGCCAUGAAAGGAACAGAGUGGGUGGACCCAGAAGACCCAACCGUCAUUGCAGAAACUGAGUUACUGGGAGCUGCAGCAUCCAUUGAAGCCGCUGCCAAGAAGCUAGAGCAGCUGAAGCCAAGAGCAAAGCCAAAGCAAGCAGAUGAGACCCUGGAUUUUGAAGAACAGAUCUUAGAAGCUGCUAAAUCCAUCGCUGCUGCCACAAGUGCCCUGGUCAAAUCGGCCUCUGCAGCCCAGAGGGAGCUGGUGGCCCAAGGCAAGGUGGGCUCCAUCCCUGCCAACGCUGCCGAUGAUGGACAGUGGUCCCAGGGGCUGAUCUCUGCCGCCCGGAUGGUGGCGGCAGCAACCAGCAGUCUCUGUGAGGCAGCUAAUGCCUCUGUCCAGGGACAUGCCAGUGAGGAAAAGCUCAUCUCAUCCGCCAAGCAGGUCGCAGCUUCAACCGCUCAGCUGCUGGUGGCCUGCAAGGUGAAGGCCGACCAGGAUUCAGAGGCCAUGAAGCGGCUACAGGCGGCUGGAAAUGCUGUGAAAAGAGCCUCAGACAAUCUUGUCCGUGCAGCCCAGAAGGCAGCAUUUGGCAAAGCUGAUGAUGAUGAUGUUGUUGUGAAAACCAAGUUUGUGGGAGGCAUUGCUCAGAUCAUUGCGGCCCAGGAGGAAAUGCUGAAGAAAGAGCGAGAGUUGGAGGAAGCCAGGAAGAAGCUGGCCCAGAUCCGCCAGCAGCAGUACAAAUUCCUACCCACAGAGCUGAGGGAAGACGAGGGCUAAGACCGGCCCAUGAUGGCGAGCCCCGGGAGGUGGCUCCUACUCCCCCAACAAGAACUGGACAUACCGGUGUUCCCCAGAGCCAGGAACUGCCUGGAAAUGCUGGCCCUCCACCCGGAGUCUCUCUCUCUCUCUCAGUCCUCAGUCCCGUCACCAUCAGCUGCAUGAUCAUGAUCUCACGGUACAGUGUCCCACCCUCAGCUCCUCCAGCUCCCCUCACGCCUCACUAUAUCUCAGGACAGAGGGGGCACACAUUUCACGGACCGUUACCAAAAAUGGAAAGUCAGUAUUACUUUGUUGUCAGACACCUGUACUCUUUGUCCUCCAAGACUGCUCCAGGGCCUCUUUGUGAAAUCACACUAGGAAAAGAAUAAUGCUAAUAAUGGCUCACAGGAGUCAUCAGUGUCAUGGACACAGAUUCUCUCUCUCUGGAGAGAAGACAGAGCUGGAGUUGGGCACUGUUAAUAAAGCCAGAAACACUCCCGAGUGGACGCCGAGGUCUGGAGUAACAGAGGUCCUUGUAAGUGUGGAGCACUGACUCACCCAUGGGGGAGACGAUCCCCUGCCCUGUUUGCACGCUUUUCUUGCCUCAGUGUGUAAGCUCCUUGUUACAACUACACCCAUCUUGUAUUCUGUGGCCCGGAAAAAUGGAAGUUAUUUUAUUUUUUUUUCCCUCCGUAAUCCAAAGGGCAGAGUUUUGGAAAGUGGUCAGGGUUAGGUGGGUAGGGGUGGGAAUAAAAUACUGGGCUCCUCACUCUGCAAGGCUGUUUCAGUUUAUGCAGACACACACAUGGAGACUUUGUCCUUGAAGGAUCUCAGUGCAGCGCCCCCUGGAGGAAGAGUCAGGUAGCAUUUAGGAAGAAGGUUCCCAUGUUUGAGCCCCAAUAUCAGUUUCUAUGUACUUAGGAGGGUCCAAGUUCAAGAAGGAAAGUUAUUUGUUUAGAACUUUGACCUUGAUCCCAAGAGGGCAUUUCCCACCAUGUAUCUUAAUAUUCCCAAAAUCUAAAUAUCCCCUCUGGUCGUUGUGGACCUGUGUGACAUUGUUGCUUGCUGUCACAGAAGUGUUUUCACAGUACAUCAUUCGGGUGCCGCACUGUCAGCCCUCCAGAUGUCUUCCCCUUGUGCCUUUCCUCUCAGGACCCUCUUCUAGAAAGACCACUCUCGAUCCCUGAGUUUACAUUUGAGCUGAGCCUCUACAUAAGAUAAUGGAUGAAGAGGGGGCCUAAUACCAAGUACCAGCAUGCUAAUGAAUUCAUGAAACAUUAGCAGGGGCAUGCUGAGACUGUAGCCCAGUUGGUAGAGUGUUUGUCUGGGUAGCAGCCUUGGCUACAUGAAACCCUGCCUCCAAAAGAGAAGUAAUAAUAAUAGAGGCAUAUGGUCUUCAAGGCUAAUGGCUGCGGAAGGCAGGCUUUCUCCCCCUUAAUGAUAUGAUAGCAGUACCACAUUGUAUGUGGGGCUCACCACUUAGAUCCAGAUUUCUACCAAAGAGGAAACACUGGUACUCUGGUCCUCAGAAAGAAAAGAGUGAGUCAACCUUCAACCUUGCCAGAUGAGUCUCCUCGAGCCGACUCUAUCCUGUGCCCCAGCUCUAAAACAUAAUUAAAUUCUGACACCUUCCCAGAUGUUUAGAGACGUAUACAUGCUGCACAAAGAAAUUCCUUUCAGACAGGUAGAAGGAUCUAAGCGUGGUGUGAAUGAAAAGCAAAUGCAGGGCACACAUGGAAGGAGUGAGGCUGUCCCAGCAUCAGAUCUAGUAGAGCAGGGCUGCUGGAGAGCCUCAGUGCUGGGAGCCUUGACAUUCAUGGAAAAACAAAGCCCCUGGCUCGCCCUCUUUGAGUGUAACUCUUCAUGCCUCUGCUGGAUACUGUCCAAAACUAUUAAGCCAGACCCCAAAGUUCAUGAUCAAGAUGUGACAGUGACCUCACACAGUAGGACAAGAGGCCCUCCUGCAGCUGCCUCACCCUCUUUCCUGUAGGAUAUGCUUCCAGGCAGCUGCCCCUCACCCCUCCUUCCACCUGUCCCCCGGAUGGACAUUCCAGGGGCAGGACAGGGACAGAUCCUGAGUGUCUGUCCCUGCCCCAAGGUUGUUUAAAACCUUCACAGAAGUGGAUCCAGGAGAAAACCUCUAACAAAUGAAAGACAAAGGGCUGCUCUUUCCAGCCGGGAGGGGAGUUUCAGGACAGUGGGAGUAUGCCCUUCUGUCUAGAUCAUUGUGCACUAGUAACUUUGUGGGAAGGUCGUUCCCAGGUAUCUCCUGCCAUGGUCGUGGGCCUACUUCUCACCUGUCCCUUGCUAGCCCAUGCCGUGUCCAUGUGUGUGAAUGUCCUUAUGGAUGGCUGGAUCUCUCCUCAUCUCAUAAAAUGGAUGAAAUGCUGAACUAUGGGCAUUACUUAAUCAAUGCUGCUGCUAGUGUCCCCAGAGGCACUGAGGGGACUUCUGGCUCCUAAGGGAGAAAGAAUGCAGAUGUAGUGAAUUGUAUUUUGGAGUAGUUUCAAGGCCAAGUGGCCCAAGGCCUGGAACAUGGAAUUCACCCUUCCCGUGAGAGGGGGGCUAGGAAUGUAGCUGAGUGCUCUCUCCUACCACUGGCCCCGUGAGGGAGGCCAACAUUGGGUGUUGAAUCUUUACACUGAUCUUCCUAUCCAUAAUUUCCCUUUUUGAUGAUCAAAAGUAGGAUGUGUGUGGUGGCUGGGAAAUUGCACUUACCUUGCUUCUAUCUUUCAGAGGUCUUUAGACCAGUAUGCAAAAGCCAUGUUUGGUCAGACAGCCCUAGGAAGUGCUUCUACUGGCCAGUUGGGGGUGGUCUUGGAGGUCAUCAUAAGCAGAUACUCAGGUCCUAGGCAGUCCUCCAGUUGACAUUGGUGUUUUCCAGAGGCAGCUGCCCAGGCUUCAGUCCGUGCAUACUCUUUCAGGGCUAAGCCACCACAGAUCUGCUGGCACUCACUCUUAGUUCAGAAAACCCUCUAAGCUGCUCAGCAUACUCAUCCGCUUGUUGUCUGAGUUCUCUACCGCUGGUGAGAGUACGGACAGCUGAAAUCAAUUGUUAACAACCAUAUAAUGAGGUAUGACGGCGAACAUUUAGAAUCCCAGCACUGGGGAGAUAAAAGCAGGAGAAUCGCAAGUUUAAGGCCAGCCUGAGCUGAGUAGCAAGAUCCUGUCUCAGAAAACUAAAGGCUAAUGGGUGUAACUUAGUGUUGAAAUGUUUGCCUCAUAAGUGCCAGGCCCUGGGGUUUGUUCCCAGCAACACACAGACUUUAGCCAAAAUGUCCCACCACCUAAUGCAUGUAUUUUUUCCCACCUCCUAAGUGGCUCCAGAUCCAGAACCUCAUGGAGGAAGCGGGGUGGAGGCGGUAAGAGGUGCGCCUCGCACGUCCUCUUUCCCCUCUGGCAGGUGGUUCCCCCAUCUCCCUGAGCUUGGUAGUUCCCAGGUAAGGUAGGGCCUUUGGGAUGUAAAGCUUAAGAUCCCAGCACUGAUGGUGUGCUCUGCUCAGAUGCCUAGAAGAAACGGACUCUGACUGAGCGCACAGACACAUCUAAAAGAUUGAGCAAGUUGCAAGGAAUUGGAAGGAAACAGUGCUCAGAAUCCUAAAAGUCAAAGGUCUUAGGGGCUUUGCUGGUGGCUCAGAUCUUACCUCUCCACAGAGUCCCUCCCACAGGGUCUGCAGCCUCUGCUAGAGAAGGCAUCCUCCGCAAAUCAUCCCCUGACACCACUGCUCUGUUGCCGUGAGCUUGCACUUGGUCUGUUAAGGUUAUGGUCAUUGGGAAUGAGUGUGAGGAGGGACCUUCCAGUAUUCUCACAGUACUAUGAAGAAGGGCUGACACUUUCCUGUGAAACAGGCUAGGUUUUAUCUGGUCUCCCUGCAACCCAGCUCGCUGCCCACCAGGAAGCAAUAGCAUGCGAACCCCUCUGCAGCCAUGUCUGUCAGAAGACAAGAAAGGGAAGCUCUGCCCUUGUCAGAAUGUUUAAUCACAUAAAUUAAUUUAUCUAAUCACAUAAAUUAUUUUUUUUAUUCAUCAGAAAUAAACUUUUAAAG
Molecule: messenger RNA, 12015 nt
Organism: Mastomys coucha (southern multimammate mouse)
Lineage: Eukaryota; Metazoa; Chordata; Mammalia; Rodentia; Muridae
Gene: Tln2
Product: talin 2
Exons: 59
Coding region: 353-7987 (2544 amino acids)
Biological process (GO): cell-cell adhesion
Cellular component (GO): focal adhesion; ruffle; cytoskeleton
Molecular function (GO): actin filament binding; structural constituent of cytoskeleton; integrin binding
Source: RefSeq, a predicted model, not a curated record